Striga hermonthica is the source of this 726-nucleotide messenger RNA. Lineage: Eukaryota; Viridiplantae; Streptophyta; Magnoliopsida; Lamiales; Orobanchaceae. The record is from the annotation of a GenBank genome assembly.
AUGCAGUCAGCUAAGAAUGUGGCAGCUUCAGCCAAGGCCGGCAUGGAGAAAACCAAAGCAACCGUCCAAGAAAAGGCGGAGAAAAUGACGACUCGUGACCCGCUCCAGAAGGAGAUGGCUGAGGAGAAGAAAGAGGCGAGGAUUCAUCAGGCGGAGCUCCAGAAGCAGCAGGAGCGCGCACAUGGGGGCGGCAUGACUGGCGGAGGCGCCGGGUUGGGAUCCGGUGGGGUUGGGCCCGUGGACCCGAACGUGGGCGGUGGUGCUAGAACUGGGAACUCUUUUGCGCAGACUGUCGAAAAUCUAUUUGCUUUGUCCUUUCUGAUAAAAGAUGGACGAGUUGAGUUAUCAGUAGAUGGCGCUGGAUGUCAUCUGGUUUCCCCAAGGAAUGCUCCUAGUGCAAGUGCAAUUCAAUCUGGGAAGGCCACUUACAGCCAUUUUAUAUUCAGAUAUGAUUUUAGAGACUGGAAGUCAAUGCUGACUUCAGUUGAAGCUGGAGAAGAACUAAUGCCACAUAGAACUGAGGUGCACGAAACAAGUAACCCCCAGCCCGAGCCCGGGCCUAAUGAAGCUCAUGCAGCCCAGCCCACAACACCCAUAAGGAAAUUAUGCAGGAAUCGAGGCUUGGUUAUGCAGGAACAAGACUUAGUUGCAGAUUCUCCUGAAAGUUACGAUACAGCUGCUGCUAGAGCUGCCGCCAUUCGCAAGGGAAAAAGAAAACUAGCAUGA